This is a messenger RNA of Drosophila yakuba, 453 nucleotides long. RefSeq lists its product as uncharacterized. The record is from RefSeq and is a predicted model, not a curated record. Lineage: Eukaryota; Metazoa; Arthropoda; Insecta; Diptera; Drosophilidae.
AUGCAAAUUUCUGAGCUGAUCAAACUGGCCAAGAGCAGCGGCAGCGGCAGCAGCAGCAGCAGCAGCCUACGCAGCGGCUCAAGAAUUAUUAUUAAAUUCGAUAUAAAUAAUAUUCGCAACCGCUGCAGCUCGCUGGGGCCCCCCUGCCCCCCCGCACAAUCCCCUCGGCUGGACAGUCUGCUGAUUAAUAAAAGACGGCUGCCGUGGCAGAAGUUCCGAGAUGGCCCGCGGUGCUUAAAAAUUCUGAGGCAUCUGUCAAGUCGAGCGAAGGUGAAGGUUUCGCACAGGCGCAGCAGGACCUGGUCUGCAGAUUUUCAGAUCUGGCUAUCUACAUACGUAUCUACAUGUGUGUAUAUAGAUAGUAUACAAUGGUGUAUAUGGGUGUACAAUGGCGAUGUGGGGAUCGCGAUCAGAAACGCUUUGCAUACGUGCGUGUAUGUGACAGUCGCAUAA